AUGUCACAAGACUUAGGAGAUUUCAAGAAUCUGAUGCCCACUGAAAGGAAGUCUGUCUGGAGGACAGCUGAGGAGAGGCGGAUGUCUGACCUCACCCGGGUGCUGGAGUGGCUGGAAAGGAGGCAGGGCAAGAAGAAGCGUGCCCUCCAGAAAAAGAUCGAAGAGGCGAACCGUGCAGAAGAGAAGGCAGGGAAGAAAGGCCCAGGGGCUAAGAAGAAGCUGGACAAAGAUGGCCGCAAGGUGACCUUCAACAAGAAUCAAGAUCCGAAUGCCAUCAAGAAGCUCCCCGUCGGUUACCAGAGGGGGUACAUAACAGAUGUAAAGGGCAAGCGUCUGAACAUGAUGUCCACCGCCUUCAGCAGGGAUGGCCUUAAGAAGUCUGACUUAGACAUCAAGGAUGUCAUAGCCCUAGAAAACAACACUCGGAUAAGCCCAUACCGCAGACAAAGCUCUGUUGACCCUGUACUUCAGGAAACUAUGUUUGGCACACGGAGGGUAGGUUUGCUGAGAGACUGGUCAAACAAGGCUCCUGACAACACCUAUGACCGCAAGCUGAAGAGCCUCAUGGAGAAGGGCACAGAGCCCAAGAUAGAGUCAGCCAAGAUGCUGAAGCCAGAGGAGGUGCUGAGCUGCCGGUACCUGCGUUUGUCCAAGAACAACAUCAAGACCUUGAUCAAGCUGUGCAAGGAUGCAGGGAUGGAUGUGGAAAUCCACCCACACAUGGUAGAAGCCGAGAUAGACGCCAAGAAGAUAUUCGAUCAUCUGGAUGUUCCCCGCACCAGCAGCUUCGACAGGUGUUGUGACUGCAAAGGAGCUGAAGAAAACGUCAGCCGUGGCCAUACCUGCCAUUGGCAAAAGAGGAGCGUCCGGGGCUCUGAAGAAGGUUCAGGAGGGAGAAAAAUCCUCAGUGGUAGUGGGAACAUCCCAUGGAUGGCCACCAAGGACAAAGCUGUACACCGGAGGGCAGGGGGCAGCAAAGGCCACCGAAUAAUCCAGGCCCCAGAGGAAGACCACGCCUCCAGACUCAAAGCAAACUUUCCAAAUGCAGAAGGGAUGGACCAAAAAGGAUGUGAUGCCCGAGAGAAGAGGUGCCAGGUUCCAGAGGAAAGAGGGGUACAUGAGCCUCCUCCUCGGGACAUGGUCACCUGCUUUGACAAACGGGCCCGCUAUUUCAAAAGACGCCCUGCCUCAGUAUCCAAAGUCUCAAACUCCUACCGUGGGGGCUCAUUUGAGUAUCUGGAGGGGAAGGCUGAGUGUUACAGGAUCAUAGAGGCGGCCACGCUAGGCACUGCCUACCUGACGGAACCCCAAUGA
Molecule: messenger RNA, 1314 nt
Organism: Onychomys torridus (southern grasshopper mouse)
Lineage: Eukaryota; Metazoa; Chordata; Mammalia; Rodentia; Cricetidae
Gene: C5H16orf78
Product: chromosome 5 C16orf78 homolog
Exons: 10
Coding region: 1-1314 (437 amino acids)
Source: RefSeq, a predicted model, not a curated record